Messenger RNA from Prunus persica (peach), 987 nucleotides. Its product is annotated as probable E3 ubiquitin-protein ligase rbrA. Gene Ontology annotation, biological process: protein polyubiquitination; positive regulation of proteasomal ubiquitin-dependent protein catabolic process; ubiquitin-dependent protein catabolic process. Lineage: Eukaryota; Viridiplantae; Streptophyta; Magnoliopsida; Rosales; Rosaceae. Gene Ontology annotation, cellular component: ubiquitin ligase complex; cytoplasm. The record is from RefSeq and is a predicted model, not a curated record. Gene Ontology annotation, molecular function: ubiquitin conjugating enzyme binding; zinc ion binding; ubiquitin protein ligase activity. The coding region runs from base 1 to 987 and encodes 328 amino acids. The transcript has 4 exons.
AUGACUAUCCUCGGUAGAUGUUCUACGGCAGAAGGGGCUUUGGUGACGAGCGAUUGUUUCAAAUUGUACUGCAGGGGUUUGCUGAGGGAGGAAACCCAUGAUAUUUGGGGUAGGAAGGUGGUGGUGGUUGGGGCUGGAGUUGCCAUCUGUGAUCGCAGGGACAACUUGAUAUUCGAAAGUAGGAAGAAUCUCAAAAGUUUGAAUCAUUUUGCUGUGCUGAGCAGGUGUGGUGGCAUUAAGUUUGCUUCGAAACUUGCAAUUGAAGCUACAGCUUUUCAGAGCACCUCCUCUGCAGGAACUUGCAAAGCCAUGAGUGUGAAGGAGACUUGUUUGAUUUGCUUCGAAGACACUCCUAUUGCUCGAAUGUUUUCAAUUGGUACUUGCCAUCACAAAUAUUGCUUGGCUUGUAUGAAACAUCAUGUGGAAGUAAAUUUGCAAAGCGGGAUCGUGGCACAAUGCCCUCAUAAAGACUGUAAGUGUGAAGUGAAUAUUAUAACCUGUAAAAAAUUAUUGUCACCUGAACUUGCUGACAUUAUGAUCGAACGAAUCAAGGAGUCUUCUAUUCCUGUCACGGAGAAAGUUUACUGCGCAUUUCCAAUGUGUUCUGCCUUGAUGUCCAAAAAGGAGGUCUUGGAACAUACCAAGACUUCUUUUGUUAGCGAGGGAGGCAGGAAGUGCAUGAAAUGCCAGCGUUAUUUUUGUGUCAAUUGCAAGGUUCCUUGGCACUGUGAUAUGAGCUGCUAUGAUUACCAAAGAUCAGAAACCAAUUCCCUCGCAGAAGAGCAAUUGCUAAAAUCGCUUGCAAUCAAGAAACUAUGGCGGCAGUGUUCCAAGUGCAAACAUAUGGUUGAACUUGAUAGUGGUUGCUACCACAUCACUUGCAGAUGUGGACAUCAGUUUUGCUAUACUUGCGGAGCUGAAUGGAAGAACAAGAGAGCAACAUGUUCCUGCCCACUCUGGGAUGAGCAUCACAUUAUACGGCCAUAA